This is a messenger RNA of Aureococcus anophagefferens, 897 nucleotides long. RefSeq lists its product as hypothetical. Lineage: Eukaryota; Pelagophyceae; Pelagomonadales; Pelagomonadaceae. Bases 1 to 897 code for a protein of 298 amino acids. The record is from RefSeq and is a predicted model, not a curated record. Gene Ontology annotation, cellular component: lysosome. Gene Ontology annotation, molecular function: cysteine-type endopeptidase activity. The transcript is spliced from 2 exons.
AUGAAGCUCGAGGUCGCCGCGGCCAAGGCGCGGGGCGACGUCGUCGACUACGUGCCGCGCGGCGGCGCCGCGCCCGAGGCCUUCGACAGCGCCGCGCGCUGGCCCGAGUGCGCGAAACUCAUCGGCGACAUUCGGGACCAGUCGAACUGCGGCUGCUGCUGGGCCUUCGCCGGCGCCGAGGCGGCGUCGGACCGCCAGUGCAUCGCCACGGGCGGCGCCGUCGCCGUGCCGCUCUCCGCGCAGGACGUCUGCUUCAACGCGAACGUCGACGGCUGCGACGGCGGCCAGAUCAUAACGCCGUGGACGUACGUCGCCAAGGCCGGCGCGGUCACGGGCGGCCAGUACAACGGCACGGGGCCCUUCGGCGCGGGCCUCUGCGCCGACUGGUUCGCGCCGCACUGCCACCACCACGGGCCCCGGGGCGACGACCCCUACCCCGCCGAGGGCGACGCCGGCUGCCCGUCCGAGAAAAGCCCCGAGGGCCCAAAGGCCUGCGACGCGACGGCGGCGGCGGGCCACGACGCCUUCGCCGCGGACAAGCACACCUUCGCCGGCGACGUGCAGACGGCGUCGGGCGAGGCCGCGAUCAUGGCGAUGAUCGCCGAGGGCGGGCCCGUCGAGACCGCCUUCACGGUCUACGAGGACUUCGAGAACUACGCGGGCGGCAUCUACCACCACGUCACCGGCGAGGAGGCCGGCGGCCACGCCGUGAAAUUCGUCGGCUGGGGCGUCGAGAACGGCACCAAGUACUGGAAGGUCGCGAACUCCUGGAACCCCUACUGGGGCGAGGCGGGCUACUUCCGCAUCCUCCGCGGCAGCAACGAGGGCGGCAUCGAGGACCAGGUCACGGGCAGCCACGCGGACGCCAAGUGGACGCGCGCGGGCGACUCGGACUAG